Molecule: messenger RNA, 1723 nt
Organism: Prorocentrum cordatum
Lineage: Eukaryota; Dinophyceae; Prorocentrales; Prorocentraceae
Source: the annotation of a GenBank genome assembly
AGCGCUAGCCAUUUUGGCUCAAGCCAGCGUUGCCUUGGUUCACAGCGCUGGCCGAUUUUGUGUGUCUGCGCGCUCCCCGCGCCCUUUAAGCUCUCGCCGCCAUGCUACGUCUUUUGAUCGUAGCGAGCGGACUGAUGGCUGCCUGGUCUCAAGGAGACGAGGUCUGCGACGCCAAGACCGGUGUCUGCGAGGGGCCUGGCAAGCCUCACAAAGGCGUUCUCGUGAGCACGUACGUCACAGAUGCCGCCAACGAACCGCGCUCGAGAAGGAAGUUACGGCCGUCAUGGAGCUGUCGGAGCGGCAGGCAUGCGAUGUAGCCCUGCUGAUCACGGGGGGCUUCUCGCCGCUGACAGGCUUCAUGAGCGAGGCUGACUACAAAGGCGUGGUCAGCGACAUGAAGACGACUGCGGGCGUGCUGUUUGGUAUGCCCGUCGUGCUGGACGUCCGCGAUACCGGCUACAAGGGCAAGAAGGUCUUGCUGAAGUACAAGGGCACCGGCAUGGCGGUGAUGGACGUGGUGGACGUGUACAAGCCCAACAAGGUGAAGGAGGCCGCGGAGUGCUACGGCACCAGCUCCACCGAGCACCCCACCGUGCAGGAGCUCUUCGAGACCCUCGGCAAGUACUACGCCGCUGGCGAGGUCCACGGGCUGAUCGAGGACUUCGAGGGCAUCUGGGGCCCCGGCUUCAAGAGCCCCGCGGCCGUGCGGGCGACGCUGCCGGCGGGGAAGCCCGUGGUGGCCUUCCAGAACCGCAACCCGGUCCACAAGGCCCACUUCGAGCUGCUCGUGGCCGCACAGGAGGACGUCAAGGACUCCGUGAUGUUUGUGCACCCGACGUGUGGGCCCACGCAGCCGGGAGACAUCGACGGCGCUGCCCGGAUCAAGACUUACGAGGUGAUGCAGGAUGAGCCUUUCUACAAGAAGUGGGCGGGCGACAAGUGGCGGUGGUCGUAUCUGCCCUACUCGAUGAAGAUGGCCGGGCCCCGCGAGGCGAUCCAGCACAUGAUCAUCCGAAAGAAUUUCGGCGCAACCCACUUCAUCAUCGGCCGGGACAUGGCGGGCACCAAGAGCACUCUGACGUCCAAGGAUUUCUACGGCGCGUUCGAUGCCCAGGAGAAUGGCAAGAAGCAUGAGGGCGAGCUCUUCAUGAAGGUCGUGAGCUACGAGAACAUGGUUUACGUCGGCGAGGAGCACGGCAACGCGCGUGGCUACGCCACGGAGUCCGCGGCCAAGGCCAGCAACCUUAAGAUCGCGAAGCUCUCUGGAACCGAGUUCCGCAAGCGCCUGCGGUCGGGCGAAGAGAUCCCCGAGUGGUUCGCGUUCCCCGCCGUGGUGAAGGUGCUCAGGGAAGGCGGGGACGCCAUCUUCCUGUGAGGCGCCCGCGCCCUCCCGCUGGGCGGCUGGCGCACCGUCCUCUCUCUCUAUCCCGGUCGUGCAGCGAGGAACGGUUUUCUCCUCCUCCUCCUCCUCCUCCUCCCUCUCCACAGCUCUGUAUACAAACAGCUGUACAGCGUACAGUGUGCAGCACUGAGUGCGCGUAUGUUCCAACUUGCCUUGGUAAGUAAGGUGUGGAACCCCUGCAAGGGCGCCGGAACAGUGGCUGCGAGGCGCCAGGGUAUGCGUGUUUUCUUUUCCAGCGUGCCACAACUGACCCGUCAUGGGAAAAAGCGAGCUGUGUGCGCACGCGCAUGAGCGUCGAGGCAGAACGCAGUCAAGAAAAAG